ACGCCUCCGCCCCCCGGCUGACAGAGGAACCUGUUCUCCGUCCUGUCUGUCUGUCGGAUAAAAAUCCAGCCGGAGACUUUUCUGCUGCAGCACCAAACGACAUUUCAUCACCUUUUUAUUAUUAUUUUUCUUUUACUUUACGUUACUUUUUGUUGGUGGGAAAAAUGGCGCAGCGUUCGGCCGUCGUGGAGGAAUGUGGCGUUUUCCCCGUCGUGGCUUCGCGGUUCCCCGGUGACCAUGGGCUCUGAGAACGAGGUGCUGAUGAAAGAAUAUGCGAAGAUGCUGACGGACAUGAUCGUGCUCUGCUUCACCCUCGCCCUCUCCCUCCUCUUCUGGCUGCUGUCGCUCUCCAUCAGCUCCUACUACGGCACGCUGCAGCCCGUGUCACCAUGGCGAUGGCUGUUCUCCAUCCUGGUUCCUCUGGUGCUGACGCUCCGAGCCUUGAAGAGGCGCAGCCUGGACCGAACGGGAGCGCUGGGAGCCCUGCUGGUGGGCUUCGUCCUGACCAUGGCCAACUACAGCUUCUUCUCCUCCCUGCUCGCCUUCUUCCUCACCUCCUCCAAGCUGACCCGCUGGGGAGGAGCCAAGAAGAAGAAGAUCGACCCCGACUACAAGGAAGGUGGCCAGAGGAACUGGGUCCAGGUGUUCUGUAACGGAGGCGUGCCCACAGAGGUGGCUCUGCUCUACAUGAUAGAGGUCGGUCCUGGCGAGAUCCCCAUCGACUUCGGGAAGCAGUACUCGGCCUCCUGGAUGUGUCUGUCUCUGCUGGGCGCCCUCGCCUGCAGCGCCGGAGACACCUGGGCGUCGGAGGUGGGGCCGGUUCUCAGCCAAUCACAGCCCAGACUCAUCACCACCUGGAAGGAAGUCCCGGCAGGAACAAACGGGGGCGUGACCACGGUGGGCCUGGUCGCCAGCUUCCUCGGUGGGCUCGCAGUGGGCGUGGCUUACUUCAUAACACAAAUCCUAUUGGUCAACAACCUGCACCUGGCGGUCCCGCAGUGGCCAAUCAUGGUGUACGGGGGCGUGGCCGGCCUGCUGGGCUCGCUGCUGGACUCCUUCCUGGGAGCUCACAUGCAGUACUCAGGCUUUGACGCGAGCAUUGGGAAGGUGGUGAGUUACGAGUCGGCCACCACGCAGAGGAUCUGUGGGAAGCCCAUCCUGGACAACAACGCCGUCAACCUGUUCUCCUCAGUGCUCAUCGCGCUCAUGUUGCCGGGCCUCGCCUGGGGCAUGUGGCCCCGAUAGACACACACACACACUCACACACAUACCCACACACACACUCUCACACACACACACACACACACACACAGAAACAGCGCUGAAUGCACCUGAGACUGCCUGCUGAUUCUAGAAAGAAAAGAAACGAAAAAAAAAAAACAGACUGAUCUGUUGGUCACAGUGAAAAAGCAUAAAGGACUCACACACACACACACACACACACACACACACACACACACGCACACACACACACACACACACACGUGUACACACCCCCUUGCACUGCCUGCGUUGUUAGCCUGAUAGAGAGUGAGCCGUGUCCUCAGGUCGUGUCCAGGAUCUGAGAGCGGCUCGGCUCAAACGAGUUGAUCGGCCAAUCAGCACGAGGGACAGCAGCUGAUCCGUCUGUGGGAGGAUAAAGACGGAAAAACACGAGGAAACAGCAGAACCACUCGCGAGGACGGACGAAUAAAACGGAGGAGAAAAGAGCAUUUUGAAAUUUCCCGGCUCAUUGAAGGCGUGACCUGCAGAGGCCGUGUGGAGCUGGCAGCUGAUUGGCCGGUCAGGGUCCUCUCUCACUUCACUGUCCAAUCACAAGCCGGAGCGCCGUCAGCAGCUUUGGUGUCUCUUCAUUAUCGCAGAGCUCGUUUUCCCCGCCCCGUGACCUCAGAGGGGGCGGGGCUGUAACUGUGUGUGUGUGUGUGUGUGUGUGUGUGUUAGUCACACAGCGACAGAAGCUCCUGGGACAAAGGAAGGGCUCAUUUUUCACACCGCUUGGCCAGCAGGGGGCGUGGCAGUGGGCGGGGCCUCCCAGCAUGUCUUUGGCUACAGCAUCUAAACUUCUCUCACGGUUUGGGCCACGCCCCCUUUGCUUAAGGCCACACCCACUUUAUUUUGUUCUCCAGGGGGGGUCAUGUGACGUGUCGUCGGACUCGGCGCACCGCCGCCAACCAGCUGGUCGUCACGUGGCCACGCCCACUUCCUGUUGCGCUCUUUAUUUGCAGAUUCUGGACCAGCGGUUUGUUUCUGCUGAGGGGCAAAAUGUUGACGUGACUUGUCGCUGUGUUGCUAGCUGCUAGCCGCUAACGCGUCCAAGCGUCUCUGCUUCUUCCUACUUCUUUAUUUCCAUCCCAUAAUGCUCAGCGGCGCUGCGAGAGCCCGGCGAGGACCCCUGGGGGCCCCCGGACCACCACUUUGGUUCGGUGUGUGAAGAGCUCCCACUCUGCAACGUGGAUUUACAUCUUUACACGUCUGUUGGUACAGAGAAUGAACUGAUGUCGUUGCUUGUGUUUUGUCGCUGUAAUCCCAAAAAAGGUUUAAGAUAUUUAAUGACCAUGAAGUAACAACACGAGUUCGUACUGUGUGUUGAAUCAGAGGAAGAGGAAAGUUAAAAUGAUGUUGCAAAAAACGACAAAAUCUGUUUCCGUCUGCUGUGAACUUUUUCAAUUUUGAGAAAUAAAGUUUCAUCAGUGGCGUU
Molecule: messenger RNA, 2698 nt
Organism: Myripristis murdjan (pinecone soldierfish)
Lineage: Eukaryota; Metazoa; Chordata; Actinopteri; Holocentriformes; Holocentridae
Gene: tmem19
Product: transmembrane protein 19
Exons: 8
Coding region: 238-1245 (335 amino acids)
Cellular component (GO): membrane
Source: RefSeq, a predicted model, not a curated record